UGUGCAAUUGCACAAAUUGAUUCAUCAUUAAUAGAAGGUUGUCCAUUGAGAUUUAAAUAUACUAGAUUAAAACAAGAUCAUACUAUUUUAAUCACAGAUAUACUGAAAAUGUUACUAUUUCUAUACAAAGAAACGAGACUUAUGUAUUUUAAAUUUGAACAAGAUUGUGCUAUUUCACUAACACAUCUAUCAGUAAUAGCUAUACAUGCAUCAAGACUCAGAUGUAGUAGCUUCAAACAAUAUUUUGCAAUUUCUAUAAUUG
This is a messenger RNA of Scutellospora calospora, 262 nucleotides long. Lineage: Eukaryota; Fungi; Glomeromycota; Glomeromycetes; Diversisporales; Gigasporaceae. The record is from the annotation of a GenBank genome assembly.